AUGUUCUCAGAGUUGAAGUUCCCUGUGCCCUGGGGCCAUGUGGCAGCCAAGGCCUGGGGACCCUCAGAGGGGCACCCUGUGUUGUGUUUGCAUGGCUGGCUGGACAAUGCCAACACCUUCGAUAGGCUCAUUCCACUGCUCCCCAAAGGUUACUAUUAUGUGGCAAUGGAUUUUUCUGGCCAUGGGUUAUCAUCCCACCGUCCUGCAGGUGUCCCGUACCAUUUCCUGGACUAUGUGAUUGACGUGCGCCGAGUGGCAGCAGCCUUACAGUGGAGACGGUUCACGCUGGUGGGUCACAGUAUGGGUGGGUCUGUGGCAGGAAUGGUAAGUGAAGUAUCCUUUCUUCAUAGGAUUUGUGAUUUCUGCACCUGGGACAACAAAUGGGGAAAGAAUGAAGGGACCAAUUGUGUGGGACUUGGAUCUCAGGGUGGCAGAAGCCCUUCCCUGACCCCUUCUGCAGGGCAGCAGGAUGAAGACAUCAUUCAACAUCCAGCUUUUCUCCUUUUUCCAUAUUUUCUCUCUCCUCAGUUCUGUUUCCUUUAUCCUGAGAUGGUGGAUAAGCUGGUCCUGCUGGAAACUCUUGGCUUUCUGCUAGCUCCAGAGGACACUGAGGCGUGGCUGGAAUCAAGACGGGCGGUGAUUGACAGACUGCUGAGUCUAGAGGCAAAGAAGCAAGCUCCCAAAGCACGGAGCCCUGAAGCGGCACUGGAGAGGCUCUUAGAAGCAAACAGACAUCUGACAGCAGAGGGUGGGGCAGUCCUACUGCAGCGAGGAGCAACUGAGACACCCGCUGGGCUGGUGUAUAAUAGAGACCUGAGAGUCCGUAAGCAGAGUCGAGAGUACUUCACCGUGGAGCAGUGUGUGAAGCUCUUGCAGAAGAUCCAGGAUCGUGUUCUCAUCAUUCUAGCACGUGAUGGACUCUUGGUACCACACAAACCAGACAACAGAAAUGACUUCGUGAAAGCCCUGCAGGAGGCUUUAGACUCUACCCUCAAAGAGCACAUCCAGCUAGUAGAGGUGCCUGGGAGUCAUUUUGUGCACCUGAACGAACCUGAGGUGGUGUCUGGGAUCAUCAGCAGCUUCCUGAUGGUGCAAAAUGCUAGAGCCAGGCUCUAGGAAGCCCUCACUGCUGUAGCAGUCAAAACAGGGAGCUGAAAAGCAGGCUCUGAAGGAAUCAUCACCAUUUCUACCUCGCAUCCAAAAUUAGUUUGAUGAUGGGCCUUCCUCACCGCAGGAUGGAAGCAUAUCUGCCAGAUUCCCUGAAGGAGAGCUGACCAAGAAAUAUCUCAGUGGUCAAAGGGAAAAGGAUUCCCUUUUCCACUUCCAGCUCUGUGAGUAAAGGGACAGAAGCUCAGCAUGGCCUUCCCUGCUUCCUUGCUCCUAAGCUGCAUCCUGAAACAGAGCAGUAACAGAGACAUCUUCUGUGGGAGCAGCACCACCUGCUGUGGCAUUGCAGGUGGCUUCUCUCACCUCCUUCCUGAGGACGGUGUGACCACUCCUCAGAAUUUAGACAUACUGCAAACUGCUUAUGUCCAUGAGUGCCUGCAUUCAGGUGGCCUCAGUGUCUCUGUUCUGCUGUGAGAGCUGCUGUUUGAAAAAUCAGCUCAAGUGAGAGAUCACCUGGGCACCAAAGGCCCUUUUAAUGAACACCUCCAACUGAAGCAGCUGGGAGAACUACUAAUAAUGGAAAAGUUGGCAGAAGUGAUUUCAGUCCUUCUAAAUAAAGAUGAAGCUCCUAC
Molecule: messenger RNA, 1739 nt
Organism: Pogoniulus pusillus (Red-fronted tinkerbird)
Lineage: Eukaryota; Metazoa; Chordata; Aves; Piciformes; Lybiidae
Gene: SERHL2
Product: serine hydrolase like 2
Exons: 10
Coding region: 1-1116 (371 amino acids)
Source: RefSeq, a predicted model, not a curated record